AGUGAAAGAUCCGAAAUGUAGAUACAGAGUCCAACUUCCGGUUGCGUCAUGGCACACAGCGUACGACACAUGCGCCGAAAACAACAGGACUUUAGUUACGAUAACAUCGUUAACUGAGAUGUACCUCAUAGAUUUAGUCUUACAGGAGGUUGAUGAAUUGUUUUUGACUCCAUUAAUUUACAGUCAUUCCACUGGAGUAUGGAUUAAAGCCUUCCUUCGGUCCUCUACCAAUGAGAGCAUGUUAGAAAAUUGUAAAUCUUUAGAUCCUCAGCUUCCAGUAAAGAUAAGUGAUGCAGGUCCGAGUGAUAUGGUUUGUCUUUACUACAACAGAACAGAGCAGAACUUCAUCACAGAUGAUUGUUCUCAAGAAAAGAUGUUUAUCUGCGAAAGUAAUAGUGAAGAACUUGAGGCAUGUAUGAAGGACACGGCAAAAGAAUCCCUGAAAGACGAGGUUCCAUUUAAGUUCUGCUUAGAUACAGUUUACAAUAGUGUAACAUCUGAAGAACAGUGUGAGAAGAUAUGCAGAGAAAAGCAAUCCUGUUAUACCUUUACGUAUUCAUCGGAUUGCAAAAUCUACCGUUUAAAAGACGACGCAACCUGUUCAAUGGGUCGAAAUCCCCCUCCAACAAUUAGACAUAAAAGCUUCUUCAUGCAUAGUGCUAACAAUUACCCCGAUUCAUCAGCAAAACCUCUGGCAGAAUGGUGUCCAGUUCGUACAGCGUAGUAAGACGUGAGGAGUGUUUGGUUAAAAUCCUCGACGGACACCAAUAAGAGACCUAUACGUGGUGUGAGGUGACAGUAUGGAUGGUCAUGCGGGUGCUGAAGGUGUGUGGUAUUUUAGGACGUAGGACGUUCUUUCCAAGCCGGAGGGUGAGACCAGCAAGUCUCUUUUGUCGAUUGUCCGCAUGUGAGUUUAUCGGGGCGGAUUAGCACGUGGUGGCGGGAGUCCUUCAGCGUGACUAGUGACAUGAAUAGUGAAUUUCAGUGAAUUGUGUUUGUAAAUAAAAUUUGAGAAAGGAAAUUCCAAAAACUAUUAUACAGAUUAUUUAUUAAAGUGAACUUUUUCUAAUUUCUUAUAAAGAACAGCUAUUUGUUAAUCUUAUUAUCUGAUACGCGAAUUGAACAAAAAGACUGCUGAUUUAAAGUAAUUUACAUUGUAUCAGAUAUUUGUAUAUUUAUCACUGUUUCAUAUUAUUCUAGCUUGAGUGUGGUGUGAAAGGAGGGAGAGAGAAUAUUAUCAUUAUUUUUUUUGUUUAUUUUCUUAAAUGAUUUUUUUUUGUUA
Molecule: messenger RNA, 1282 nt
Organism: Saccostrea cuccullata (small rock oyster)
Lineage: Eukaryota; Metazoa; Mollusca; Bivalvia; Ostreida; Ostreidae
Exons: 5
Coding region: 119-724 (201 amino acids)
Source: RefSeq, a predicted model, not a curated record